AUUUCACAAUAUGCUCUUUGGAACAUAUAGUACAUUGAAAUAGAAACAAUACAUCAAUGCAAUGGGAGAACACGCACGAAAAUAAAGAAAUACUGUUAAAAGAUACUGUUACUGUGUAAGAUUACUGUUAAAGAUUACAGAGCCAAAAUUACAUAUUUUCUCCUUUAACAAGUACCCUGAAAUGCAGUUCGAGACUCAAACUCCCAUAAUGCACUGUUAUUAUUAUUGGCUCGGCUGAAAAUGGCCGCGAUGUCAAGCGCCUCUGGAGGUUGUGCGCUUGGAAGACGUCUAGCUAAACUUACAGCGGCUUCUUCUGGCUCGAUCAGAGUCAAAUCACAAGGAGAACCGCUGUACGUGCUGUCUCUUGAGCGUUACGGAAGAGACCCAGAUUUUGUUUUACAUUUUCCAGACAGUAUUUCCAUGUCAGACAGUCUGUUUGACGCUACCAUCACCGACGGCGACUGCAAAAUACGCGUUUCUUUGGACCCCAGCUUGAACAGACUUAUUUACAGGAAUAGACUUCGUUGUGGCGGCGUUGUGCGAAAUGUGAUCUUCUCGGCUGGGGACUCCGGCGAAGGAGACUGUCGAACAUUGAAUAUCUGUAGCCUUGACGUGGAUAAUCUGUCGAGCUGCGAUGCAGCUCUCUGCGCACUCUCUUCGGUGAAUGUUGUGUCCCUGCCUUGGAUGGGGUCCGAGCCGAGCCUCCUCCCGCUGCGAGCGCGGAGACGUACAUAUCUCCCGCUGUGGAAUAAUCACGAUUUUACGGGGGAAUUGUGGCGAGAGACACCACCAACCUCUGAAGCUGGCGAAGAUGAGUCUGAAGAAGAGGUAGUGGAAGACGGACAACCAGUAGUGUCACUAGCAGAGCUUCGUCGGCGUUUUCUGAGCGGCUCACGGCGCCCGAGAGGUGCUCUGUGCGUGCGGAUUUUUCACAAGUCCAGACUGAUGUAUUAUGGAAAAGCAGAACAGAGUUGUGAAUGUCCAUAUAAGGCAGAGCUACAGGUUGGGGAUGGCUCCAUGAGUGUGUGUGUGGUGCUGUGGAACACUGUUUGUUUGGACUGGUACCGUUGCCUGCAGCCUGGUCAGGUUUUGAGGCUGAGCCGGUACCGGGUGAAAGAGAGCUACAGUAGCCGCAGUGGACAGGACUCGGAGCUGAAUAUCGAGAUCAGUCUAAACUCCAGAAAUCCCACCGCUAAAGUCGGCAUCGUUCCGCCGCAACAAGUGUCUCCGGAUUGGAGUUUACCAGACCUGCCACACAACUUCCUCUCCAGGCAGGAGCUACUAAACUGUCCUCUUAGUAACAUCUGUGAUGUCAUUGGUGUGGUUAUCUUUGUGGGUAGACAAGAGCGUAUCAGGAGUAAAGAUGGGCGGAGGUCAGAAAUCGAAGAGUACAGAUGGCUCCAGUUGCAGGAUGGGACUUCAGACCAGCCAAUUGUAAUCAAGCUUUUUUCUACAUCACAGCCGGAUAUACAGAGUCAAAUCCAACCAAUGUCACUGGUUGUUUGUACGAGGCUCAAGCUUAUAAGAAAUACAGUAGGCAGUGCUACAGCUUUUGAGUAUCUGACCAACACACCACUUACUCAGGUGUAUUGCACAGGUACUGGGUCUCGCACUGUGAUGCCAUACAGAGGGCUCCGCCCAGUUCGACAGUUCUUGCAGUGGCUGAAGCAGGUGGACGAGGCCAGCGUGCUAGACAGGGCUGUGAUUGGUGGACACUUCAGCUACCCACCCCUUCCUGUUUCCAUGCAGAGCUUCAUGGACAGCAGGCAAGGGGAAGCUGGUCUGAUCAGUGGUGGUGAAAUGAAGCUGCAGUGUGGUAGGAUGCAUUACAGAGAGAGGCGACGCUUCGCCGUUCAGUGCACGAUCACUGCAGCCUGCUACCACAGCAGAGAGGGCCCUGAGAGGGUGCGGUAUUCAGACCCACCGUCUGCUCAACUCAGCCCCAGAGUGGCAAGACAGAGAGAGGGGCCAGAACCUUUCAGAACUCCAGCCAAGAGGAAGCUGCUCUUCCCCACUGGCACGCCCAACAGCAGCUGCAGGAAGAGGCUAGCUCCGCCUCCUCAGCAGGCAUCAACAGGGGAGGACCCCGAGAAUGAGUUCUCUUUGUUUGACGGAGCUAUGGAAUUUUUGAUUGGAGAGGAGGAGGAGGAGGAGGAGGAUGAAGAUGAGGAAGAAGAAGAAGAGUUCUCCACUCCACCCACUAGCCCCAUGUCGUCCCGCCUUGGUUUAACUCAUAUUGCUAUGGAGACGUUGCCAAGGAGCUUUUGUUAUGAACGACGGCAUGUCCAGGCUACUGCCGUGGGAAUGCAGACCAACAGUUUCCAGAAACUCCUCCCACACAGAGAGCUGGAGUCUUUCACCCCCGCCCCCUGCUACACUGGCUACUUCACAUUAACAAUGAGAGUACUGUCAGAUGGACUUAUGCUGGAUGUCCUCUUCAUCCCUGCCACUCCUGGCAACCUCCACUGGAUGCCCCUCCCCCUUACACAUGACAACACCUGGGCUUCUGUACUGUCACAUGGUGGCUUCUCUCCACAUGCCCCACCCCCAAGCCCAGCUGACUUGAUUGCCACAGCAACACAACUGACAAAUAAGAGACUAGUAUGUGUGCUUGAGGCGUGUGCACUGGGUGAAGACAAAGUGGAACUCGUCCUAAACCGUGCCUUUCCUCUGCGAAGCUGACUGUCCUUUAGAACAAAGUAGACGUCCCUUUUCCAGCCUAAGUCUUCUGGGGAGAAGGCCAACAUUCCGUUUUCAUGUAUAAUAUUCUUGGUCAUAACUGGAUAUAAAUAGUAGAAAUGGUCAAAUUUUAUUAUUGAAAUUCAGAUAUGUUUUACAGUCUUAAUGUUUUCAAAAUGAAAUACAUUAUUAAUAUAAUAAUUAAGUGUUAAUAAUCUUGUUCUUGCACACUUUUUUUCUCUCUCUCACUCACACACACACACAGAGAAAUGACCAGUACCCUGAUCAAUUAUUUUAAAACACCUAAUGGAAGCAAUUUCAGCUUGGACAAAUGUAAAUACCUUUUUUUUUUUAUUGUUAAUAACUAAUUUCAUAUUAUUUAUAUCUUAUUUUGUAAGGUAAGUAUGACUUCAUAGUAACUUGUGUAAUUUUGGAUUUCUUCAUUCUGACUGUUUAGUAUCUUAUGACACAAACCCUUUGAAAUAAAUGUGUUUGUACACUCA
Messenger RNA from Electrophorus electricus (electric eel), 3182 nucleotides. RefSeq names its product RPA-related protein RADX. The record is from RefSeq and is a predicted model, not a curated record. Lineage: Eukaryota; Metazoa; Chordata; Actinopteri; Gymnotiformes; Gymnotidae. Gene Ontology annotation, molecular function: single-stranded DNA binding.